Molecule: messenger RNA, 414 nt
Organism: Trichomonas vaginalis G3
Lineage: Eukaryota; Parabasalia; Trichomonadida; Trichomonadidae
Exons: 1
Coding region: 1-414 (137 amino acids)
Source: RefSeq, a predicted model, not a curated record
AUGGCUCAAGUAGCUCAAUUAGGUAAAUUGCCUCGUCAAAUCCUUCUGGCAUUCCGAGUCCUUCCAUCCGACAGGAAAAUAUUUUCCCGACAACUGGAAAAAAUUUUCCUUCCGACAGGAAGAACUCUUCCAUCCGACAGGAAAAUAUUUUCCUUCCGACAGGAAGAACUCUUCCAGUUGUCCGUCCGUAAACCAUUCAAAUUUUCGAAAAUUGAGAACUUUUUGGUCGAACUUCAGAAAAAGUUUUUCCUUCCGACAGGAAAAGUUUUUCCAUCCGACAGGAAAAAAUUUUCCUUCCGACAGGAAAAGUUUUUCCUUCCGACAGGACACAAACGGAUGACUGACGUUCCUCUUCCUGAAUGCCUUCCAAAGCCAGAAGAACCGACAGCCCCAGCACCACAACAGACUUACUAA